AUGGCAAACUUUCGACGGUUUCGGCCAGACGAUCUCAACAAAUUGUCAAAAUGCAACCUCGACCCCUUCACCGAGACAUAUGAGCUCGGAUUCUACCUGCAAUACUACGCAAAAUGGCCAUCACUCUUCCAGGUCGCCGAGGACCAGCACGGCAACAUUAUAGGUUAUAUAAUGGGCAAGCUCGAGUCCUCGCCUGACGUCUACCGCUUCUCGGAACACUACCUGCCCUGGCACGCCCACAUCACUGCCGUGACGGUGGCCCCAGAGGCACGACGUCUCGGCAUCGGCAGGCUGCUAACGGAGCAGCUUGAGGCGGCUGCUGAUGCAAACAACGCCUGGUUUGUCGACCUGUUUGUGCGCACAACCAACCACAAGGCCAUUGCCUUCUACAAGAGCAUGGGCUACAGCAUCUACCGCGUGGUCAAGGACUACUAUGGUGACAACUUGGGGGACCCCAGUCUCCCGAGCGAAGAUGCCUACGACAUGCGCAAGCCAAUGAAGAGAGACGUGAAGAGGGAGCAUAUAAGGGAGGACGGCGAGAAGCAUGAGGUCGACCCCAGCGACGUCUGGUGA
Molecule: messenger RNA, 573 nt
Organism: Canariomyces notabilis
Lineage: Eukaryota; Fungi; Ascomycota; Sordariomycetes; Sordariales; Chaetomiaceae
Product: acyl-CoA N-acyltransferase
Exons: 2
Coding region: 1-573 (190 amino acids)
Biological process (GO): N-terminal peptidyl-methionine acetylation
Cellular component (GO): NatB complex
Molecular function (GO): protein-N-terminal amino-acid acetyltransferase activity
Source: RefSeq, a predicted model, not a curated record